Messenger RNA from Ogataea philodendri, 303 nucleotides. RefSeq lists its product as uncharacterized. The transcript has a single exon. NCBI's taxonomy places the organism in Eukaryota, Fungi, Ascomycota, Pichiomycetes, Pichiales, Pichiaceae. The record is from RefSeq and is a predicted model, not a curated record. The coding region runs from base 1 to 303 and encodes 100 amino acids.
AUGGUGAUCAAAUUAGACACUCCCGGACGCAACUCCGGGUCGAACGUCAGCGGGCCUUCUAUGGAGUCCGUGGUGGCCUUCAUGAUCUUUGUACGGAUCGAGUUAGCGUCCUCGGUGAUCAGGAUCUUGGUCAGCGGGUCUGGAUCUGACUUGGACAUUUUUUUGGCCGGGUCUCUCAGAUUGAGGAUCUUGUUGGUCGGAGCCAUCAGAGUCCGCGGCAGCGUGAAGAAGUUGGAUUUGGUUUGUUUGUUGAACACCGCGGCAAGGUCUCUGGUAAAUUCCAGGUGCUGGACCUGGUCCUGA